Molecule: messenger RNA, 1082 nt
Organism: Owenia fusiformis
Lineage: Eukaryota; Metazoa; Annelida; Polychaeta; Sabellida; Oweniidae
Source: the annotation of a GenBank genome assembly
CAAUAAAUUGCAAUUUAAAAGUAUAGUUCACAUUCAAGAAGUUACCAUUCAGUACAAUAAAAUGCAAUUUAAAAGUAUAGUUCACAUUCAAGAAGUUAACAUUCAGUUCAAUAAAAUGCAAUUUAAAAGUAUAGUUCACAUUCAAGAAGUUAACAUUCAAUACAAUAAAAUGCAAUUUAAAAGUAUAGUUCAUGUUCAAGAAGUUAACAUUCAGUACAAUAAAAUGCAAUUUAAAAGUAUAGUUCAUGUUCAAGAAGUUAACAUUCAGUUCAAUAAAAUGCAAUUUAAAAGUAUAGUUCACAUUCAGGAAGUUAACAUUCAGUACAAUAAAAUGCAAUUUAAAAGUAUAGUUCACAUUCAAGAAGUUAACAUUCAGUUCAAUAAAUUGCAAUUUAAAAGUAUAGUUCACAUUCAAGAAGUUAACAUUCAGUUCAAUAAAAUGCAAUUUAAAAGUAUAGAUCACAUUCAGGAAGUUAACAUUCAGUACAAUAAAAUGCAAUUUAAAAGUAUAGUUCACAUUCAAAAAGUUAACAUUCAGUACAAUAAAAUGCAAUUUAAAAGUAUAGUUCAUGUUCAAGAAGUUAACAUUCAGUUCAAUAAAAUGCAAUUUAAAAGUAUAGUUCACAUUCAAGAAGUUAACAUUCAGUACAAUAAAAUGCAAUUUAAAAGUAUAGUUCACAUUCAGGAAGUUAACAUUCAGUUCAAUAAAAUGCAAUUUAAAAGUAUGGUUCACGUUCAAGAAGUUAACAUUCAGUACAAUAAAAUGCAAUUUAAAAGUAUAAGUUAAGAGUACAGUGGUGAUCAUUCAAUUAAUAUCACCUAAUAAUAUUUUAUAAUUUCAUUGUUUAUUGGAAACUUAACUUUAUUUUUUACAGUUAGAAAUAUUCAGUGAGAAACAGUGAUUGACAUAUAUGUACUAGAUAGUAUGAGGCAAGCUGAUUGUGUUCUGCUAUCAUCAAUUACUCAUCAUAUAAUAUGUGUUUUUGAAGUAUCAAAAUUACUAGAAUAAUCCUUAAUUUACCUAUAUUCACCCUAUAGAGUGAAAUUAUAUUAUGACCAAAACUGUUGGGAUAAACCAACCA